AUGCUUAUUCCCAAGGAGAACCGCAAGGCCAUUCACCAAACUUUGUUCCAACAAGGUGUCCUCGUUGCCAAGAAGGACUUCAACCUUCCCAAGCACCCUGAAGUUGGUGUCCCCAACUUGCAAGUCAUCAAGGCUUGCCAAUCCUUGGACUCUCGUGGUUUCCUCAAGACCCGUUACAACUGGGGCUACUUCUACUACACUUUGAACAACGAGGGUGUUGAAUACUUGCGUGAGUACCUUCAUCUUCCUGCUGAGGUUGUGCCCGCUACCCACAAGCGUCAAGCUCGUCCUGCCGCUCCCCGUGCUACUCGCCCUGAACCCCGUGAGCGCGCUGCUGCUGAUGCUGGUUACCGUCGUGCUGAGAAGAAGGAUGAUGGUGCUGCCCCUGGUGGAUUCGCUCCUUCCUUCCGUGGUGGAUUUGGCCGUCCCGUUGCCGCCUAA
This is a messenger RNA of Schizosaccharomyces osmophilus, 441 nucleotides long. Its product is annotated as 40S ribosomal protein S10. NCBI's taxonomy places the organism in Eukaryota, Fungi, Ascomycota, Schizosaccharomycetes, Schizosaccharomycetales, Schizosaccharomycetaceae. Gene Ontology annotation, molecular function: structural constituent of ribosome; RNA binding. Bases 1 to 441 code for a protein of 146 amino acids. The transcript has 2 exons. The record is from RefSeq and is a predicted model, not a curated record. Gene Ontology annotation, cellular component: cytosolic small ribosomal subunit.